This is a messenger RNA of Colius striatus (speckled mousebird), 5651 nucleotides long. RefSeq names its product EMAP like 4 (gene EML4). The transcript is spliced from 24 exons. The record is from RefSeq and is a predicted model, not a curated record. Gene Ontology annotation, molecular function: microtubule binding. Gene Ontology annotation, cellular component: mitotic spindle. NCBI's taxonomy places the organism in Eukaryota, Metazoa, Chordata, Aves, Coliiformes, Coliidae. The coding region runs from base 218 to 3229 and encodes 1003 amino acids. Gene Ontology annotation, biological process: microtubule cytoskeleton organization.
AGUUUUGUCCCUAUCCCCUGUCGAGCCUCUUGCUUUUGCGGGGGCUGCGGGAGAGCCCAGCUGCCUCCAACAGCCCUCCGUGGCUCGGGGGGGUCUCUUCAGAGUCUGUGGCAUGUCAGCAGGGUCAAGGCGCGGUGGCUCACUCUGAGCUUCGUCGGGCCGCUACAGGGGCCACGAAGGGGCCAGCUUGCCGUCACCGGUGGCGUCGGUGAGAGGAAUGGAGGGCAGCUUGCCCUGCCUGGCUGCAGCCUGCGACCCCUCAACACUCGUCAACUUCUGCACGGAUGACAGCAUCUCAGCUGCAAGCACGUCUGAUGUCCAGGACCGUCUUUCAGCCCUGGAACUGAGAGUACAGCAACAAGAAGAUGAAAUCACUGUGCUAAAAGCAGCAUUGGCUGAUGUGCUAAGGCGCCUUGCUAUCUCUGAAGACCAUGUAGCUUCUGUAAGAAAAUCAGCACCAAAUAAAGGUCAAUCAAGCCUCCGAGAAGCCAUCUCGAUGUCCUGUAUAACUAAUGGGAGUACAGGAAGCAGGAAAACAAGUCACAGUUCGCCUGUUUCUGUUGCCAGAAAAGAAACUCUCUCAUCUGCUGCAAAAAGCGGUACAGAAAAAAAGAAGGAAAAACCUCCAGGACAGAAAGAAAAAAAAGAGGACUCUCAUUCUAAUGAUCAAAGUCCACAAACUCGAGCAUCACCUUCUCCCCAGCCCUCCUCACAGACUCUCCAAACACACAGGCAAACUCAAGAAAGCAAGAGUUCUGCUCCAGCUAAAAGCAUAAAGAAAUCUUUGACUGCUGAAAAACCUCACAGUGCUUGGGAGAGUUCGGAUGACAGUCGUAACAAGCUGCUGAGAGUAGCAUCAACAUCUAAGUUAAUAUCAAAAGUGGCAAAGAAUGCAGACAAGCACAAAGAUGUCAUUGUCAGCCAAGCAAAAAUGUCAACUCGUGAAAAAAACAGCCAAGAGGGAGAAUAUAUCAAGAUGUUCAUGCGAGGUCGACCAAUCACAAUGUUCAUUCCUUCUGAUGUAGAAAACUAUGAUGAUAUUAGGACAGAACUGCCUCCUGAAAAGUUAAAACUGGAGUGGGUAUACGGAUAUCGUGGAAGAGACUGUCGAGCCAAUGUUUACCUCCUUCCUACUGGAGAAAUUGUAUAUUUCAUAGCAUCAGUGGUGGUACUAUUUAACUAUGAGGAGAGAACUCAGCGACACUACUUGGGUCACACAGACUGCGUUAAAUGUCUUGCAGUUCAUCCAGACAAAAUUAGAAUUGCAACAGGACAGUUAGCUGGAGUGGAUAAAGAUGGAAGGCCUUUGCAGCCCCAUGUUAGAGUAUGGGACUCGGUGAGCCUGGUGACUCUGCAGGUUAUCGGCCUCGGGACUUUUGAGCGUGGAGUGGGGUGUUUGGAUUUUUCAAAAGCGGAUUCAGGUACACAUUUGUGUGUAAUUGAUGACUCAAAUGAACAUAUGCUUACUGUGUGGGAUUGGCAGAGGAAAUCAAAAAUAGCAGAAAUAAAGACUACAAAUGAGGUUGUUCUUGCUGUAGAAUUCCAUCCAACUGAUGCAAAUACUAUAAUAACUUGUGGUAAAUCUCAUAUAUUUUUCUGGACCUGGAGUGGCAAUUCAUUAUCAAGGAAGCAAGGGAUAUUUGGGAAAUACGAAAAACCCAAAUUUGUUCAGUGUUUGGCUUUUCUGGGAAAUGGUGAUGUACUCACUGGAGACUCAGGUGGGAUAAUACUUAUAUGGGGCAAAACUACUGUAGAAUCUACUCCAGGAAAAGGACCUAAAGGAGUAUAUCAGAUAAGCAAACAAAUCAAAGCUCACGAUGGCAGCGUGUUCACACUCUGUCAAAUGAGGAACGGGAUGCUGCUAACGGGAGGUGGCAAAGACCGAAAGAUCAUCCUGUGGGAUCAUGAUUUGAAUCCCGAAAGGGAAAUUGAGGUUCCUGACCAGUAUGGAACAAUCAGAGCAGUCGCAGAAGGAAAAGCAGAUCAGUUUUUAGUGGGUACUUCACGAAACUUUGUUUUGCGGGGAACAUUUAAUGAUGGUUUCCUAGUAGAGGUACAGGGACAUACAGAUGAACUCUGGGGACUGGCAUCCCAUCCUUUCAAAGACUUAUUUUUAACAUGUGCCCAAGAUAGGCAAGUUUGUAUGUGGAACUCUGUGGACCACACACUGGAAUGGACCAGGCUGCUAGACGAGCCAGGGCACUGUGCUGACUUCCAUCCCAGCGGAGCAGUGGUGGCGAUAGGAACGCACUCGGGCAGGUGGUUUGUUUUGGAUGCUGAAACGAGGGAUCUGGUUUCAAUACAUACUGAUGGCAACGAACAGCUCUCGGUGAUGCGCUACUCAGUAGAUGGCACCUUACUUGCUGUUGGAUCCCAUGACAACUUUAUUUACCUCUACGUAGUAACAGAAAAUGGAAGGAAGUAUAGCAGAUAUGGAAAAUGCACUGGACAUUCCAGCUAUAUUACACACCUUGACUGGUCCCCAGACAACAAGUAUAUAAUGUCAAACUCAGGAGACUAUGAAAUACUAUACUGGGACAUUCCAAGUGGCUGUAAGCUAAUCAGGAAUCGUUCUGACUGUAAGGAUAUCGAUUGGACGACAUACACAUGUGUGCUGGGCUUCCAGGUGUUUGGAGUUUGGCCUGAAGGAUCAGAUGGGACAGACAUAAAUGCCCUUGUCAGAUCCCAUAACCGAAAAGUGAUAGCAGUUGCUGAUGAUUUUUGUAAGGUCCAUCUCUUUCAGUAUCCCUGUUCCAAGCCAAAGGCUCCAAGUCACAAAUACAGUGCUCACAGUAGUCACGUGACAAACGUCAGUUUCACCCAUAGCGACGGUCACUUGAUUUCAACAGGAGGGAAAGACAUGAGUAUUAUUCAAUGGAAACUUGUGGAGAAGGUAACUCUACCGCAGAAUGACAUUGUCGUAGACAUCAGUGCCACCAAAGUGCCGGUCCCUACCAGUGAAAAUACUGUACAGCCUCCUGCACUUCUCCCUCAGCCUUUUAAUGAAAUGAACCAAAACGAAAGCGUAACUGGCAGCUCCCCGGCCUCUUUGGAGAGCAACUUGGAGCAGUCUGCGGAGGCCAGCGAGGAGCAAAGCGAGGAGCAAAGUGAGGGGAGCAGCCUGGAUCCCACUGAGCCAGGCUAUGAGGAGCCCUCCAACGAGAUGAGCAAGGAGCACAGUGAAUCCACAGUUAUUGAAGAGCAACAAGAUCACUCACCGGUGUCUUAAUGCUCCCAGCUCAGGCGAUUGUUGUUUUCCCUUGGUGUGCGUGCUUUCAUUACAGGGUGAGGGUUCAAAUAGGGAAAGGUACCUGAGAUUCAUGACCACUCCAGCUUUUGAGUUUCAGUGAGAUUUUUAGCCUGAACUUCAAUUUGAUGUGUGGAACCAUCUCAAGGGCCUGGCCUGAUGGUCUGUGUCAAGAUCUGGUCACAGUUAGUAGUGGACAUUACCAUAGAUCCAUUUUAGUUCUGAAAUUGCUGUCAGGAAGUGGCAUGAAAUACAUACUGGAAAAAAGGUUAGCUCUGAAAAUUAGCUGAAGUAGACCACCUUAUCUAUGUGAAGUGCUUUGAGAGAACUAAGCUGAUGGGAAGCACUGAGCUGUUCCAGCUUGGGGAGUACUGUGCUGCUUUUUCCAGGUGCGAAGACAAAACAAAACAACCAAAAAGCUCUUCCUUUGUAGGGCUGUUUCCCUUUGUUUUUUCUUAACAAGAAAAAUAGAGGAAAAACAAUGUAACGAUGCCACGUGUAUGGUGAUGCCUUCUUGAUCUAACACAUAUGCAAUUUUCUAACACUACUAAUUCCGAGUGGAAUUCGGAUGUGUUCGCAGGUGGUCUGGUCUGGGUGCUGCUGUGUAGUUCUAAGGCAAAUCCUGUCAAAGAACAGCAUCAACUGUUCCAUUUUCGAAGACUAUUUAGCAACAAACUAACCAAAUACUGGCGUGUUUCACUUUUCACAAAUGGAAAGUUGAUUUAAACUGCAGGACUUCAUUGUCUCUUCAAAGAACUGUUUGUCUAGAGAGUCUGAAACUUGUUAGAGAGUCUUUACAGUGACUUGAUGUGAACAGUAUAAGAAGCGUGGCAAGAACACAGAAGUCAGAUGGGCUCCAGAGUUAAACUUUAAGCCUUCAAGCAGAACUUGUUCCAUCCCUUGUAGGAAAAAUAUAAAUACAGUUAACUUAAAUUAUUAAAUUGGUGCUUAGGAUUAGUAUAUUAAGUUGAUAAUUCUUUUCUUCUGAAUUUUUAGAGGUAACUCUAAGAAUUGUUAAACUGCAGUCUCUAGUUUUGUUGUUGGUUCUUUUUCCCCCCGACUCCUUUAGCAGUUGUGAUAUAAGCAUACAGUAAUUUAGAUGAUGAUGUGAUUAUUUUUUUUUAAUUUCUCUUUUUCCCUAGACUUACUGAUCUGUUGUUUUUGUGAUUUUUUUUUUUCUCUAUUUUUUUGGGUUUUUGUUUGUUUGUUUCCACCCCAUGCCUCCCUGAGUUGCUCUAAGUCACGCAGCUCACACGUGGCUAUACCUGGCCAGUUACCGGAUAUCUUGGCAUUUGUUAUGCAUUUGGAAAGUACUUUUUUUUUUACAAAGUUUUUCAGAUAGCUACUUUUUUUUUUCUUAAGUGCAUAUGUUUCCUACUUUGAAAAGAUAUAGAUUUACUGACAGAUAUCCAUUUCCUAUGUACUUGUUUAUAUUUUGAUUACAUAGUUUUUUUUUUUAACUUGCUGCAUUGUGCUGGUAUGUUAGUUCUUAGUUAGAGUAUCAUGUUUAGAAACUUUGGAUGAGUUCAUAAGUCUUAAUUAUGCAAGCGUUUACGUGAUUGUGCCAUUCCAAAGUGCAUCAAAACUGUCAUUCCCUUACUAGUAUCUUCUCAGGAGAAAUGCUACAGAUCAGGUAUUUAGUCAUCAUUUGGAAAGAUAAAAACAAAUGGACUCCCAAAGGACAUUUAGAACAUUUAUAUAUAAAAUAUAUAAAUAUAUAUAUACACACAUAUAUAUAUUAAAAAAAUAUCCUCUUGUUUACAACAGUUCCAGAAAACCUCAAAGUAGUUCCCUUCAGAUGGAGGGAGAUAUGGAUUCCAAGCAACCCAUCUGUUUAAACUGUGCUCUGUACAUAGAGUUUUACUGGAGAGCUCUAGUAUGCCUGACAUGCAAAUUUGCCAGACAGCAGCAAUGGAAGAUAAAGGUCAACUAAUCAAAAGUUCCUGGUUCCAAAUGAGGAAUAUGCUAUAGGUUUAGAAAAUAAUCUUAGUAAAGGAGAAGGGGUUUUAGAGCUUACAAGGCACAGAGCUCUCUCUGUUAUUUUUAUGAACUCCACAUAAGCAACACAUUUCUUUUCGGAACAUCUGUCACCUGGGGUUGCCAUGUAAAGUGAGAGUUAUAGUUGUGAUAUUCUUGUGUUUGUAGUUCAGAAGACUCUACUAAUAUGCAAAAAGCCUUACAGCUUUCAAUUGCUGGCAACUACUGUUUAACAAAUAAUUAAAUCUGUGAUAAUGGAUGGAAAUGGGUGGGAUUAUGUAACUGUAGAUGUUUUAGAAAAAUAAUUGUGAAUGAACUAUGAUUAAGAGUGUUUUCAUGUGAAGAUGUUUGAGCCAUUUCUAUCUAUCAUGCAUUCCUGUCUCAAGGCAGAAAAUUUUGAAGAUUUAAAAAAAAAUAAAAUAAUCAA